Molecule: messenger RNA, 2713 nt
Organism: Sinocyclocheilus anshuiensis
Lineage: Eukaryota; Metazoa; Chordata; Actinopteri; Cypriniformes; Cyprinidae
Product: ral guanine nucleotide dissociation stimulator-like 1
Exons: 18
Coding region: 265-2676 (803 amino acids)
Biological process (GO): Ras protein signal transduction
Cellular component (GO): plasma membrane
Molecular function (GO): guanyl-nucleotide exchange factor activity
Source: RefSeq, a predicted model, not a curated record
AGAAGCUGCCAGCCUCUUUUCGCAUUAGACUGAGGUCGAGAGAGUGAGAGAGACUGUUUGUGUGUUGGGAAACAGCAAUUGUGGACUUCUAAACACAGAUUUGUCAGACUGUUUCCACUUCACUCGAACGGACAAAAGGGCACGCUCUGAAAAACCGCAAGUGACAAUGCCCUUCUGAGACAGAUAAGCAAACACACAGGCCUGCUAUCACGGGAGCACCGGGUCUCUAGCCCUGAGCAUGUGUGGGCAACCUGCACGGGCAUCAUGAUCUCGCACUAUCCGCUGGCAUCGCUGCUCCCCUGGCCGCCCAUCCCACACUGUCUGGACCUAGAUGGGGAGGGAGGGGUGGCCCUGCAGAGGUACCAACCACGAUCACCAGAGAGCAGCCCUCGUUGCUGGAGCUCUGUGCAGGACUGGGGAGAGGAGGUUGAGGAAGGAGCCAUAUACAACGUGACGCUGAAGAGGGUCCAAAUCCAGCAGGCGGCUAACAAAGGCGCAAGAUGGCUGGGGGCAGAGGGUGACCGCUUGCCCCCAGGUCACACAGUCAGCCAGUUGGAGACGUGUAAGAUCAGAAGUAUCCGGGCGGGGACACUGGAACGUUUGGUAGAGACACUCCUCACAGCGUUCGGUGAUAAUGACCUGACCUACACCAGCAUCUUCCUCUCCACAUACAGGGCCUUUGCUACUACACAGAAUGUACUGGAGUUGCUGCUGGACAGGUAUGGUAGUUUUGAGGAUUGUGAGGGGGAGCGUAACCAGUGUCGGACUGGAGAGAGCAGAGUUGCUGUGAGAACUGCUUUGGCCUCUAUUCUAAGAGGCUGGUUGGAUCAGUGUCCAGAGGACUUCCAGGAACCUCCAUCAUAUCCGAGCUUGCAUCGUGUGCUGGGUUUCCUGCGGAAGGCCAUGCCAGGCUCAGAGCCAAUGCGCCGGGCUCAAAGUCUGCUAGAACAAUUGCGUGUCCAGGCCAGCCUAGAGAAUGAGACUGAAGGAGGCUUUCAGUACACCAACCCUUUCUGCAUUGGGGAAGAUGAGGAAGUGGAAAUCGAUUUGCAGGAGGACUUCUUCUCCUUCAAGGUUGACCUUGGAGCAGAGCAGCUGACUUAUAUGGAUGCGCUGUUGUUUAAGAAGGUGGUUCCUCAUCACUGUUUGGGUGCUAUCUGGUCUCAGCGUGAUAAAAAGGACGGCAAACAGAGCGCACCCACCAUCCGCGCCACCAUCACUCAGUUUAAUGCAGUAACAGCGUGCGUGGUCAGCACCAUCCUCCGUCAGCGGCAGAUACGCCCGCAUUUGCGUGCUCGCAUCAUCCAGCGCUGGAUCGACGUUGCACAGGAGUGUCGCAUCCGUAAGAACUUCUCAUCUCUGAGAGCCAUAGUAUCAGCGCUGCAGUCCAACCCCAUCUACAGACUGAAGAGAGUGUGGGCCUCCGUUUCCAAAGAUAGCAUGCAGAUGUUUGAAGAGCUUUCCGAUAUUUUCUCUGACCAGAACAAUUACCUUACAAGCAGAGAACUGCUAAUGAGGGAGGGCACCUCAAAAUUUGCCAGUCUGGACAGCUGUGCCAAAGAUCACCAGAAAAGAUCCCACAAGAGACUGCAGUUACAGAAAGAGAUGGGUGCCAUGCAGGGGACGAUUCCAUACCUGGGUACAUUUCUCACAGAUUUGACCAUGCUUGAUACAGCACUGCCUGACCAAGUGGAGGGAGGACUGAUCAAUUUCGAAAAGCGGCGCAGAGAGUUUGAAGUGAUCGCUCAGAUCAAGCUCCUGCAGUCUGCGUGCAAUAGUUACUGUCUGACCCCUGAUCCCGCAUUUCUGCGCUGGUUUAAAAGUCAGCCGCAGUACUCAGAGGAGGAGAGCUAUGCGCUGUCUUGUGAAGUUGAAGGAUUGGGAGACAACAGCCCAACGUCACCGAAACCCCGCAAGAGUAUGGUGAAGAGAUUAAGCCUACUCUUCUUAGGAAUAGACGCCACGAACACAAGCUCUCCUGUAAGAGAGAGUCCUCGAUCGCCUCCUACUGGCAGCUCUGGGGAGAGCAUGGACUCUGUCAGUGUGUCUUCCAGUGACUCAAGUCCUUCAGAGAGUGAAGGCAUGACACCCACACAUUCUAUAGACACUCAUCUGAAGAAGCUGUCCGACUCUUCCUCCUGCACCUCAUUGCACUCCAUGGACACCUCCUCUUCUACAGCCAGCGCUUCCAUAUCUCUGGCCUCCCCGACCCUUCCCGGGCCCCCCUGCAUGUACCGCCACUCGAUCUCGUUGACGCCCAUGUCCCCCACAUCACCUGGAUUUCCUCCUGCCUAUAACACACAAGCUCAGGAUGCGUGCAUUGUCCGAGUAAGCCUUGAACAGGGAAACGGAAACCUCUACAAAAGUAUCAUGCUGACCAGUCAGGACAAAACUCCAGCUGUGAUCUCUCGAGCCAUGGCCAAACACAACCUGGAGGGUGAGCAGGCCGCUGACUACGAGCUGGUGCAGGUCAUCUCUGAGGAGAGAGAAUUGGUCAUCCCCGACAACGCCAACGUGUUUUACGCCAUGAGCACAUCUGCGAACUUUGACUUCCUAUUGCGUCUGCGUGGUUCUGAGGGGAGGCCGGUUCAGCUGCGCAGUCGUUGCAGCUCCACACUACCGCGCACACAGCAACGCUCCAGUCUGUCCCUCAGGCUCAGCAAGGUCACACUGUGACCUCUGACCUUUUUUUGGACCAGAACAGGCUUUGUAA